Molecule: messenger RNA, 2297 nt
Organism: Chara braunii
Lineage: Eukaryota; Viridiplantae; Streptophyta; Charophyceae; Charales; Characeae
Source: the annotation of a GenBank genome assembly
CUAAGUGAUGAGGAGUGGGACAGUCCCUGUCGUGCACCUGACACCAUGGACGAUUACCCUAUGUACGGCUUGCUCGUGGGGUUCUCCCUAUGGGGGACCCUCUGGCGUCUUCUCUUUCCUCUGGGAUUUUGGAACACGAUGACGUGUAGAGUAGAGACGAGGGGUGGUGCUAGUACCACUCCCUAUACCUUGGAGCAGGAGGAGGAGGCUGCAGGAAUCUUGGCUGAGCAGAAGGCUAGAAAAGAGAAGGAGGUAGUGAAGCAGGCCAAGAAGUUGGCCAUGUUGCAGGAGCAAGCCGCAAAGAAAAAGAGGUUGGAGGAAGAGCUGGAAAGGCUGAAGGAGGAGGAAGAAAAGCUAAAAGCAGAGGAGGAAAAAGAAGAAGAAGAAGAGAAAAAGGUGGAAGAAGAAGUGCCCCUAAUUAGAAGAAGUAUCAGGGAGAGAGGAGAGACGAGUGGCACAAAGAAAGAGGAUUCCUGGCUGGAGAAGAAAGUUUCUGAAUGGGUUGCUAAUCUGUCUCUGGGAGAAGAGGAGGGAGGAGGCAAUGUUGUGAGGUUCGAGGGCAUAGGGCGAUUUUGCACAGGUGCCAUUGAAGGCGCAAAGUUGGCUGCACCAAGAGAGGAAGAAGCUCGUCCCCGUAGGGAGCCUGUUAAGGUGAAGUUCCCUGAUUCCUACAGUGGGAAGGAGGAGGAGAACAUUGAUAAUUGGGAGGCACAUGUGAACUCCUGCGUGCAUCUUCAAAAAAUAUCUCCUGACGAACAUGUUCUCGUAGCCUUCCAUCCGCUCAAGGACGAAGCAGUGAGCUUCGCUCGGUCACUUUGUCGCGCUGCUAAGUGUGAUAACGAUAUGGUUGCCUAUUCUGCAAUCACCCCUCUCAGUGAGUUUUUCAAAUUAUUGCGCGAAAGGUUUGCAGAUGUCACACGAAGCGUUAGAGCUUCUGACAAACUGCAGACCAUUCAUUCCUGCCAAUGGAGGAGCGCCAGGGCACUCGAGGGUGUCAUGGAUGAGUUGGUCGCCGUUCCUGAUCAUGGGGUCACUGAGACCCAAUUAGUCAACCUAUUCUAUCGUGCCAUGCCUGAGUCGUUGCGCAGACACUUCUUUGAGAAGAGUAGAGAGUCUACCAUGACCUACGAUACUUUGAGUAGGGAAGUGGUGUUUGAAGCGCAGUCCAUGCCAGUUUCCACUUUCUGGCAUGACCUUGAUAAGGGAAAGAAGUGGAAAGGUCGUACCAUCUCGGGUCAGGUUAAGGGCAAGGAUCACCUGAUCCUUACAUUAGAUGAGGGUGGUAUGGAACAGGUCCCCUAUGAGCAGAUAGAGUGGGGCCUAGAGGAAGAAGAUAGUCGCAAUAGUCAGGGGAGGACUUACACCGUUGUCGUGCCUGAGGGGAGGCCGCAGGGUAGAGGAGGAGGCCAGGGCCAAAGGGGCCAGGCUUCCAGUGGUCGAGGACAGGGCGAUCAGGGGGUUGGUGGUAGAGGAGGCCGCCAAGCGGGAGGCGUGGCAAAAGAAUUGAAGGAGAGGAUGCCUGCCUGGGCCAAGAUGAAGAAGGAGGCAUUUAGAGGAGGAGUCGGGGCCCUUAUAGACAAUGGGGCCACUCGCAGCUAUAUUAGUAGAAAAGCGCUGCAGACGCUGAAGUUAAAUCCGAAGGUCCAAAAGUUAGAAGACCCUGUAGUCAGUAUCCUCGCAGACAAUCGCACUAUGCGAGUCGAGGAUUACGUUGAGGGAGUCCAGGUGUACUUUCGCCUAGAAAAGGAUGGGAAAGUGGAGAAAGCUCUCCAUUCCCUGACUCUCCUCAUAGAGGAUAGCCUUCCUUUCGACAUGGUCCUAGGAAUGGACUAGGGAGAGGCAGCAGGGGCCACACUCCUUGAGAGAGCACGAGUGUAGGCUCCCUAGUCCAUCAGGCGAAGUUAAGACUGCUCGCCUGUUCCAUGUGUCAGGAGUAGAUAACUCCACUUGAGACACACACACCGCUGCAGCAUUUGCUGCAGCUGCUGUUGCAGCCGCAGCAGCUUCUACAGAUGCAACAACUGCUUCAGUAGUGUCAGCAGGUGCCAGCAGCGCCUGUGCUGCAGUGCACCUGCAACAGCAGAUACAUGUGCACCAGUGGGGCGCUGACACUCAAGUAAAGUUGUGUCAACCAUUCCUAGGAGAGAAGGUUAACAGAGAAUCUUGAGAAAUUUCUUAACAGAGGAAAUUCCAAUUCUCCAAGAGAGAAGGUUAGCGAAGACCCAAAAUUUCAGACCACUUGCCAUGCCAUUUAUAUGAAAACCAAAGGGUCAUUUUAAUAAAACUUGCCACCAAUU